Molecule: messenger RNA, 9783 nt
Organism: Gallus gallus (chicken)
Lineage: Eukaryota; Metazoa; Chordata; Aves; Galliformes; Phasianidae
Gene: FEM1C
Product: fem-1 homolog C
Exons: 3
Coding region: 416-2269 (617 amino acids)
Molecular function (GO): protein binding
Source: RefSeq, a predicted model, not a curated record
CCCUCCGUCCGCCGCCAGUGGCUGCCGGGCGCCCGCGCGGUUUUAUCAUUGGCGGCGGCGCUGCCUGCCAGGCUACGCUGCGUCCGGGUGCGCGGCGGCGGCUGAGCGUCGGCGGCGGGCCACGGUCUGUCAUGGAGGUGCUGGAACGGCGGGCGGCGGGAGCGUUAGCGUCAGCGUGAAGGCGGCGGCUGCAAGAGGUGGGAGGGGUCCGGCGGCCCCGCGGGAAGAUCUGUCAAGGAGAGCCGGUGAUUGGUCUGGACCUUGCUCACAGACUCCAUGUUGUCCCGUCUAGGUAAAACCGACCCGAGAGAAAUUUGGGGGCUUGCUGUUGAGCGACUGUGCUGCCAGGAGAUUCCUGCUUGUGACUGAACGAAGCAGGCGUGCAUCUGCUUGGAGCUGGAGAGGCGCAGGCUAGAUGGAUCUAAAGACAGCAGUGUUCAACGCAGCUCGUGAAGGCAAGCUGCGGCUCCUUUCCAAGUUACUGGCAAGCAAAACAAAAGAAGAGGUGGCCUUACUGGUGUCAGAAAAAACAGAUGGUGCCACACCACUUCUGGUGGCAGCCCGUUACGGUCACCUUGACAUGGUGGAGUACUUGUUGGACCAUUGCUCUGCAUCCAUAGAAGUUGGUGGUUCGGUGAGUUUUGACGGUGAGACCAUCGAGGGAGCUCCGCCGCUCUGGGCAGCGUCCGCUGCCGGCCACCUGAACGUGGUUCAGUCCCUGUUGGAUCGCGGUGCUUCUGUCAACAACACAACUCUGACAAAUUCAACUCCCCUCAGAGCUGCCUGUUUUGAUGGCCACCUGGAAAUAGUAAAGUACCUUGUGGAGCACAAAGCGGACCUGGAAGUAUCCAAUCGCCACGGGCAUACGUGCUUGAUGAUUUCCUGUUACAAAGGCCACAAAGAAAUUGCUCAGUAUUUACUUGAGAAAGGAGCUGAUGUUAACAGAAAAAGUGUUAAAGGAAACACCGCAUUACAUGAUUGUGCAGAAUCUGGAAGUUUGGAGAUCAUGAAGAUGCUUCUCAAGUAUUGUGCUAAAAUGGAAAAGGAUGGUUAUGGAAUGACUCCACUUCUGUCAGCUAGCGUGACAGGCCACACAAAUAUUGUGGACUUUCUGACCCAGCAUGUGCAAACCAGUAAGGCUGAGUGCAUAAACGCUCUGGAACUUCUAGGAGCAACGUUUGUUGACAAAAAGAGAGAUCUUCUUGGUGCUUUGAAGUACUGGAAGCGAGCUAUGGAAAUGAGAUACAGUGAUAGAACUAACAUCCUGAGCAAACCAGUGCCGCAAACACUAAUUAUGGCCUAUGCUUAUGCUAAAGAGGUAAACAGCUCAGAAGAGCUAGAAAAUCUUAUUGCUGACCCUGAUGAGAUGAGAAUGCAAGCUCUGUUAAUUAGAGAACGUAUUCUUGGCCCAUCUCACCCAGAUACAUCCUACUAUAUUAGAUACAGAGGUGCUGUCUAUGCGGACUCUGGAAACUUUAAGCGUUGCAUCAACUUAUGGAAAUACGCGUUGGACAUGCAGCAGAGCAAUCUGGAUCCACUGAGCCCUAUGACAUCCAGCAGUUUACUGUCGUUCGCUGAACUUUUCUCCUUCAUGCUGCAGGAUAGGGCAAAAGGCCUACUAGGCACUACUGUUACAUUUGAUGAUCUGAUGGGUAUACUGUGCAAAAGUGUUCUUGAAAUAGAGCGGGCCAUGAAACAAACCCAGUGUCCUCCUGAUCCAAUACAACUGAACAAAGCCCUUGCCAUCAUUUUGCAUUUAAUUUGCUUGUUGGAGAAGGUACCUUGCAGUUCAGAACAGGAGUAUUUUAAGAAACAGACUAUUUAUAAGUUUCUUAAGCUUCAGCCUAGAGGGAAGAAUAACUUCAGUCCACUUCACCUUGCUGUUGACAAUAGUACUACAUGUGUGGGUCGCUACCCAGUUUGUAAAUUCCCUUCUCUACAAGUUACUGCUAUCUUGGUGGAAUGUGGUGCUGACGUAAAUGUCAGAGACUCUGAUAACAAUAGUCCGUUGCACAUCGCUGCACUGAACAACCAUCCAGACAUCAUGAAUUUUCUCAUUAAUUCAGGUUCACACUUUGAUGCCACAAACUCGCAUAGAAAAACUGCUAGUGAUUUGCUGGAUGAUAAAGAAAUAGCCAAAAACUUAAUCCAGCCCAUAAAUCAUAUUACAUUGCAGUGUCUUGCAGCUCGUGUUGUAGUGAAUCGUAACAUACGCUAUGCAGGCCACAUCCCUGAAAAACUAGAGAACUUUAUUUUACUCCAUAGAUGAUAGUGUGACAUCCCAGAGCACUGUUUUCUCUGAAGCACGACUAGGUGACAGUGUUUUGCUUUGAACAAUGUUGUGAUACACCAGCAUUCUCUUAGCUUGCUCCAUCUUGCUUUCAUUAGUUAAAGCAUUGUUAGCAGCAGUGUGCCGGAGUUGGUUACCCAAUAUUUAAUGUAUGCCAUAUAUUAUAUUUUGUGGGUUAAUUAGAAAUGAAAUGCCAUAUUUAGACUCUUAAAACUGUUUGCCAAAGGCAUGUCUAUUCUGGUCUUAAUUGCCUGAUGGCUGUUUGGAACUGAGUUGAGUGUUUUCCACUGAAGUCUUAUACUAUAACUGUCGUGUGGAUUUUAUACAGUUGGAAGGUCAUAUUUUUGUUUCUUUUCUUGAGCAUUUCUACUCUCUUCUUUUCUAUGGACUCAUUGCUAAACUGUUUAAGUUGGAUGGACUUGUUAACAUUUGCAACUACCAUAAGUGCUUUUAUCUUUUCUAUGCACUGGUUGAGUUAUGACUGUUGCGUGUGAGCAUACUUCUAUGCAGCACUUGGCCAAUUUUGAACUAAAUGUAGAUUUCAUUUUGCAGUUUGUUUGGAGAUUUUUUGAGAAUGCUGGCUUCAUAGCAUGACGCAUUUUGGAACUAUUUACCAGUUCUCCAAACUUGGAUUUUACUUCUCUGAGUGCUGUAACUGAGGUUUCUUUCCUCUUGAUCCUCAGGAGAUUUCAGCUAAGUUUAGGAGAAGAAAAUCUUUCAUGUGGUAAUUUCCCUGAACUUUAAAUCUGAAAAUCAUUCUCUUGCACCAUACAGUUAGGGGAAGAGUCCUCAUUAUAUACAACUGACACCUUCCCCUUUGCAGUCAUGUCUUGCUUGUGCUGGUUAUGUGACUAGAUGUGAAGUUUGUUCAAAGUUUAACUUCAAACUUAACGAUACACUUUAAUGAGAAGUAGAUCAAAUGAAUGCUGUAGUUUAAAUUUACAAAUCAACUUUAGCUACAAAAGAAACUAAAGCAUGUUGGUGGCAUGACGCUUAUCAGUCCAGAUCUAGACAUCACUUAACAUUAUUUUGACUGCGUGGCUGUGUGACAAGGUAUUGGAAGUUCUAUAGAAGUGUCCCUUUUUUCAUUUUGAAUAUCUUUAUAAAUAUUUGCAUGUUCUUUUCUCUAGUGUGUCAGCUGUACUUUAAAAAAAAAAAAAAAAAGAAAGCAGAAGUUCUGUUGUGUAUAAAGCUCCUGAUGAAAGUACCUAUUUUUAUAAUAUUUGCACAACAGCUUAGCUUUUACAACAGAAAGGGCUCUUUUGACUUGUUAAAUCUAUAAAUGGAGAUCAUAAAUGUGCAAUUCAGGUAAAUAAUAUAAUUCAGCACUUUACUGUUGAUUAAUAGUAGAUUAUAUUAUGGCACAUUAGCCCUGCAAAUGUCUUGAAGUGAAAUUCAGUUCUGUUGAGUAGAAUAUGCUUGUAAGUUUCUUAGCCUAGCAUAUCGGAUAUUGUUGACUUAAGGUUUCAUUCCAGUGGUGGGUAGUAAGUGUACCUAUGGGCUCCUUGCUCCAGAGAUUCAGCAAGCUGGCUUAAGGCUUUUGUCAGAUUUAUAGAAAUUUAAAGGCCAAAUCAACUAGAUAAAGCUGUUAUAGGAGAGUAAUUUUUGAUUUUCUAACCUUAUGUUGGAACAUCUUUGUCUUCUGUGAAUUAAGUUGAGGAAGGGCAUGUUAGAAUAGUUCUUCAUUGCCUUCUGACUAUUUUGGGGUUCCUUUUGAAGUGUACACUACUAGCUUGGUCAUUCUUGGAAAAAAACACUGGAAUGUUUUUAAUCAAAGGUGUGUUGAAAGUGCCAUUGGUGUAUUGCCACUUUUAGGCUUUACUUAGAAGUGACUUUCACCUGUUUAUCCCAUGCCACAUGUACACUUUUGAAAGCCUGGGAAUUAAAAAAAUCCAGAUAUUACAAUGUAUUUGCAAGGUAAACUAUUGAAUUAGCUGGAUUUUUCUGAUUUCUGAUGAUUAAAACACGUGCCACCCAAACUGUCCUUUCUGAGAACAAUAGCUUGACUAUUAUAUUCCUUAUUUUUAAUUUUUUAUGCUUCUCUGCCACUUUGUAAGUAGAGGUAAUCAAGAAAUCAUGUCACAGUACAAAUAAUCCGCAUUAUUAUACCAACUCAUAAACAUACUUCUCUUUCUGUAGGUUACAGAAAGACAGAUUUUAACAUCUUUAGAGUUUUAUACUCUGGAAUCUUACUUGGUGAUUUUAGUUUAAAUUUGUCUUUGUAAUUUUCUAAUAACCAGCUUAAAAUCAGUUAUUUGGGCAUUGUUAGUCCAGAAAUAUAAUCCCCCAAAAACCUGUUAACUGUUAGCAAACAAUGUCUGUUCUACUGAAUGGAAGACAUUUGCAAAAUGGUUGGAGAGCAGAUCAUCAUUAAGCAUAUGUAAAUCCAGUGGAGACUUAAGUUUUCAGGGAAGGCCUAUUCUGCGAACUAUUUGCUCUAAUUUUAAAAAACUAUCUUCUGUGAUAGAGAGUACUGACUUAUUGUGUAUACUUCUGCCUAAAUAUCUAUUGACGUAUGUCAAUUCUGAAGAGCAUCACCUCCACUCAGAAGUUAAUUUUCCGUGAUGUUGAGGCUAUCUGCUGAAAGCAGUGUUGUGAUUUUUUUUACCAGAUACUUGAUGCAUUUAAUUGUCUUUUCCGUUUCCUUCUUGACCCGUGUGUUUACAUUACUCUUUAAUUUUUGCUUCAUUAAAAAAAAAAAAAAAAAAAAGUCAGUAUAGGGCCUGUGUCAGAUAAUAUGUCAUGGAUUAAUUUCAGGAUGUUUUUAUUAGGAGAGGCAUGCUCAUACCGUUGUGGCCAGCGCUGAUGGGAAGUAACAGAUUUUCCCUCAGCUCCCUGUUCAGCCCAAUGUUGUCUCCACUGCAGUCUAGAUAUCGACCUUCUGGAGGAGAGGUUCUGUUUUUUUUUCAGUCUUGUUACUCAUUCAGAGGUGGCCGUAAAAUGAUUUUAGUGAAACCUCUUGAUGUUCAACGCAGUAGUGCAGCUAGCUGAAAUUGAUGUGGUCAGGGCAAUGAACUAAAGAGCGUUUAGAAUACAUUCAGAAUACAGAUUUUUUUUGUUGUAAUUUUAACUAUUCUUGUCAUAUCUGGGCUUUUCUCUGGUGGAGUUUGCAGUUCCUGAGCUACCAGCACAAAAAUGUUGAGAACACUGUGGAAAAAAAAAAUUGCAAUGCUCAGCAAGGGUGACACAGGUUUUAAAACUGAUUAAGCAGUUUACAAGUACAAAGAUACCUCCUUGCUUGUUAAGACCUCUUAAGGUGUAUUUGGGGAUUAUGAGGAGGGAGCAGGGAUAGAAAUACUCAUUGGAGUUUUUCUUCCGUUCUUCUUGGGCUUCAACAGAAAUACUUCAGCCAGGCAGAUGAACAGUACUGUAGUAAAAAAGUGAGAUGCUGUUCUUAUCAAAUUCUAAAGUUAUAUUCCUGCUCUUGUAUCAUACUGGUAACAAGGUUCCAGCUGUCUGUGAUGUCUCUGUUCUUUUUAAGUGCAAUAUGAAUGCACUUUCUGAAAUGCAAGGCAACGAUUUGUUUUCCGUUUGUGCUUCACAGCAGUCCCUGGCUAGGAAGUUAUUUUGUGUAUUUCUGAAGUCCUCAAAAAGUUCUCUCCUAAUAAAUGUUUUGCAGCUCAUUGAAAUUAAACUUUCAAUUUUUUUUAUAAAACACUUAAAAUUUAAAAAAAAAAAAGGAAAAAAAACACUUUAAAAAGGAAAAAAAAAAAAAAAAGGAAUAGAAUGCCAUAGCAAAAUCUUUACAAAAGUAUUUUAAAAGGGGAUAAAAAUGUGCCUCUCCUCAGUUUUAUAUCAACUGCAAGGUGAUGGUGGCAAAACAUGACUACUGUUGAAAGAGCUUCCUCAAGCUUUGGAAUAUACAGAGUGGAAUGCAUGUUAUACUCUGAAUUGUUGAAAGAUGUCCAUGUAGAAUUAACACUAACUUCUAUUUUCUGUGACUGCAAUAAAGUCAAGUGGUAUUUGAUGUUUCAAAGUAACUAUGAGGAAAUUAAUGGGAGACAUACUAGACUGUCCAUAACUCUUGGCUUCGAGUGUGAAUGUACUUGUUGAACCCUCAGUGAGGGCAGAAUGAAAAGGUAUUAUUUGUUUGGUUUUAAUUGAUUUUGUAUUUGUUCCAUUCUACCACAAGGAAUUCCUGUGCAGGGUGAGCUUCAUGUAUGGAAACAUUGCAGUUUCUUUUUUACGUGAAGUAAUUUAGCUUUAGCAUCAAUGUAAAAAAAAAAAAAAAAAAAAAAAAAAAAAAGAAUAACAAGCAUAUUUCUGUGCUUACAUUCUCUUGAGGCUCUAGAUGCAGAUUAUAUUAAAAAUAUGUUUUGGAGAAUACCUGUCUGAGUCUACAAUAUCCCUUUUCUUUCUUCAGUGAUGGCUGAUACGCCUUUCUAAGUUGAAGGUAACUGAUGUCAAUGAUGGAGCUUUAGACUUUUGUUUUCAUGUCAUUAAGGGAUUGUACCUGAAACAAAAUGCAGUGUUUCAUACCCUUUCUCACUGUGAAAUGGUGGUCUACUCAAACCUUUGUAUUCUGGUAAUGGGCAAUAGUUAGGAAAAGGCUUAAACUGAGAGAUUAUAUCUAGAUGAUGUCUACAGAGGUUGUCUAGGCCAGUUUCUAGGUAAUGCAGUUAGCCAUGCUGUCUACCUAUGCAAGCGUAUUGCUAGCUUAUAGCACAAAAGAAAUUGGCAGGACCUUCUAAUAAAUGAACAACACAUAUUUAAGAAAGUUGGGCAGAUUAAUUGUUUUAAAAUUCUUCUCCUUAUUGCUUGCACCAGUUGGAAAAAAAGAAAAAAAAAAGUAUUACAAAGGUAAGAGAAAAACUAAGAGAGGAUCUUUCUUGAAAGGAACUGCAGAAUGGAAGACUUUCACGAGCAUUGCUGUUGUGAUUGCAGAAGAUCCGUGUAGUCAGACAUGGUAGUCAUAAUCAUAGGAGGUAGUGUCCAAUUCAGACAGCUGAAAUUUUAGUUUUAGGCCAAGUCAGUAACACAUGCAUCAAAAAAUGAUGCUCUGGAUGAGAUAAUCUGAUUCAGAGCUUUCACACACUUGUUGAACAGAUGGCUUAAUAAACUGAGCAUGGAUUCACUUGGUUAGGAAAGGGAAGAACCGGACAAUAAUUUAUGUUGUUUUUCAUCCCUUUGCAAUUGCAGAUGAUGCUAGCUGUUUCAUCUGGGAGCGUCCACUUGAGCUGUAUGGCCAUGCAAAGUGCUUUUUGGCAAUAACAAAUGCUGGCUAUCAGUUGAAGGUGAAAAUUCACAGUCUCACAGGGAGAGAGCAAAAGAGGCCAAGUCAGUGGUUGGUUACUCUGCCAAAGUCUAUGCACUUGUGUUUAUUUUUUUUCUUCCCCCCCCAUGUAAUUUUCCAAGGGCCACAUACAUGAAUGGUGAACAAGGCCACACCUCCCUCCACUCCUUACCUUACUGCUUCCUCUGACAUGAAAGAAAAAAGUUGAUAAGAGUGGACAUGGAAACUCAAAAGUUACAAGGGAAGAUGUUGUGCAUAAAGGAGGAAAAGACAGAAUUGCUUUCUGACUCUUACAAGUGCCUGUCUGAAGUAUGAGGCUGUGGUGUAAGCAGCAGCCUUGUCUCCCAGGGGGCUGUAGGAAACAUGGGUUGCUGUCUGAAAUUCUAAGGAUUCCUUCCAUUGCAUGUCUUGAAGUUUUAUCUAGUUGUAAGUUCCUUGCCAGAUUUUUCUUCCUAGGUCUGUUUGGCACUCCAGGCCUUCAGUGGUUAAGAAUUUAAUUCCCAUUCAGUGUUUAUUUUUUACACCGUUACUUAUGUUCAGUAGUUCAACAGUUUCAGUGCUUCUUUGUCCUUGAUGCAGAGAGUUAUCCUCUCAGUGUUCAAGCGAAAGGCCACACAAAUGCUCAAAUCAAGCUUUCUUAGCUGUAAGGAUGAGCAAACAAAAUCAUCCAGUCAGUUCAGCCAAUCUUUCGAUGGUUUGGUUUCUCCUUUUUCCACCUCCCUCAACCUGCUGGUCACACUUCUCUUGAUGCAGCCCAGGGUACGGUUGGCCUUCUGGGCUGCAAGCACAGUUACAAUAAAUAACUUUCUCUUGAGGUAGUGUAGCUUGUACUGUCCUGAUCUAGUUCUUGUUAGAUACUAUUUCUUCCUUUCAAGUACUGCAUUAGCCUAACUGUAAAGAGAGGCUAAAUGUUCUGUGUCCAAGACAGAUUGUGUUGUCCUCCCAUAGUUUCAGCUUGAAACUUACUUUUCUGCUUUGCUCCCUUCUCACACAUAUGAGUACCAGAAUUGCACUGCCUCUCUUAAAUUUCUCUCUCUGCGGCUUUGCUAGCUGUAGUCUGGCAAUUCUCUAUUUGCUAACCUGUAUGAUUAAGUUCUAAACUAUCUGUGUGCUGCUUUCUGGCUUCAUACAUCAUGCUUUUUGUUCCAUCACGCUUAGUAUAAACUUCAGGGAGCUGAAAAUAAAUGAAUUGGGACCCACUGUUAAAUAUUAAAAUUCUCACUGAGGGAGAUGGUCGGCGAGUCGCUAAACCAGGAGUGUGUAUGGCUUAUUUCAGUCCCAGCUCAUGUUAACUUUGGCACCAAAGGGCGGGUUGUCCUGCAGCAUGGCUGGACCCUGCUGAGUGAGCGUGCUUCUGAAGCAACUCUUCCAUUGCCCUCUCUUCCUGUGCUAUGGUUCACAUCACGUAGUUGUUUUAUGCCCUGACCCGGAUUCCUUUUGAAUGAAGCUAAGCUGAAAGGUGUUUUUUUACAAGCUCACCUAACAGGUACUUGGCACUAACGGGGUGUUCAGUUUGUGGGGUUAGACUGUAAGCUGUUCUGAAAUGAGUGCUUUUUCAUCUCAUUUUCCACUUCUUGACCCCAGAAGUGUGCUGUACAACUUUUGGUCCUCUGCACCAACUGUGUUCUACAGAUCUACUCCUUCCUAAUACAAACGUAGUCAUAAUUUUGUCUCUCUUCCUGCCUUAAGUGCAGGUUGACACACUGUUUGGUGUUUUUUCCUCUUGCUUUUAAGUGGUUACUGCACUUCCAACGUAACACCCCAUAAUUUGUGCAAUGGUUUGAGCUGGAAAGUGAGAUAAUGCACUUGAUUGCUAUGGUGCACCUACCACAUCAUUAGCUGUUGGAAAAUGAAUCAGCCAUACUGUACGUGCCUGACAGCAUGACUGACCUUAAUGCAAAUGCUGCCUUGAAAGCGUCAGUAGUUUUCUCAGUAGACUGCACAGAAGGCAGAGAUCCUGACAGCAGUUUCCACUGUAGAACUGGCACAGGCUUGGCUGUUCCACGGCAUCAGACCAUCCACAUAGGACUAGGAUACAACCACAGGAGAAGUCUUUGGUAUCCCACUUGUUGUUUGACAGCAGCAGCUGCAGUUGCUGGUCAGGGCAGGCUGUGUAUUUGUUACGCCACAUGUCAUAUAAUCCUUCCACUUGCUCAUCCAGGUGGUGCUGUCUGACCAACUGGUUUAUAGCCUCAUUUCUCUUCAUUUCAUGAUGGCUCAGAAUAAACAGCAGAAUUGACUGAGAUGGACACAAUGAGAA